This is a messenger RNA of Jatropha curcas, 393 nucleotides long. RefSeq lists its product as uncharacterized. Gene Ontology annotation, cellular component: endoplasmic reticulum membrane; endoplasmic reticulum. Gene Ontology annotation, biological process: endoplasmic reticulum to Golgi vesicle-mediated transport; intracellular protein transport. The record is from RefSeq and is marked validated. NCBI's taxonomy places the organism in Eukaryota, Viridiplantae, Streptophyta, Magnoliopsida, Malpighiales, Euphorbiaceae.
AUGGCACUUGAGUGGGUUGUCCUUGGCUACGCUGCCGGCGCAGAAGCGAUCAUGGUCCUUCUCCUUACGAUCCCAGGCCUCGAUGGACUCCGUAGGGGACUGAUCGCUGUCACUCGUAAUCUCCUCAAGCCGUUCCUGUCGGUGGUGCCGUUUUGUCUGUUCCUUCUUAUGGAUAUUUACUGGAAAUACGAGACGCGCCCGAGCUGCGAGGCAGAUUCCUGCACGCCGUCUGAGCACCUCCGCCACCAGAAAUCCAUCAUGAAGAGUCAGAGGAACGCGCUUCUAAUUGCAACGGCACUUGUCUUUUACUGGUUGCUUUAUUCAGUUACAAAUCUAGUGGUCAAGAUCGAGCAGUUGAAUCAGCGUAUCGAGAGGCUCAAGAACAAGGAUUGA